Molecule: messenger RNA, 1542 nt
Organism: Aspergillus puulaauensis
Lineage: Eukaryota; Fungi; Ascomycota; Eurotiomycetes; Eurotiales; Aspergillaceae
Exons: 5
Coding region: 1-1542 (513 amino acids)
Biological process (GO): carbohydrate transport; transmembrane transport
Cellular component (GO): membrane
Molecular function (GO): carbohydrate:proton symporter activity
Source: RefSeq, a predicted model, not a curated record
AUGGCCGACAGACCUGAGAAACAGAAGUCUGGUGUUGAUGUCCAGCCCAUCGCGGCCAAGGUCGAGACCCCGGGGACCAGUCUGGUCAAUAUCCUGGUCGUCGUCACUGCGUGUCUGGGUGGAUUUAUGUACGGCUUUGCUGCCAACGCGCUCUCCGGCUCGCUCUCCCAGCCCUCUUUCCAGGCAAAGUUCCUUAACAGGGACGAUGCCACCAGCGUUCAAGAUGGCAUGCUCUCUGGUUUCCUAGGAGGUGCUUUCGUUGGCGCCGUCUUCCAGGCUCCCAUUUCCAACAAGUUCGGUCGUCGCAUUGCCAAUCAAGCUGCAUCAGUCCUUAUGAUCAUCUCCGGUGCUCUCCAGGCUGGAUCCGUUGACGUACCCAUGUUCACCGUUUGCCGUGUUAUCAGCGGUAUUGCCGGCGGAAUGCUGUUCGCCAACACUCCGGUCUACAUGAGCGAAGUCUCUCCCCCGCAUACACGUGGCAUGCUGGUCGGCCUUGUCGGUGUUGGUGUAGUGACGGCAUAUAUCCUGUGUGCCAUCUUCGCUCUGGCCUUUAGCUUCGUUGAAUCGGAUGUUGCCUGGAGACUCAUCUUCAUUGUGCUGACUGGCUUUGGCUGCCUGCACCUGGCCUCGCUCUUCUUCAUCCCCGAGUCCCCCCGAUGGCUCACCGAGAAGGGCCGCGAUGAGGAAGCCAAGAAGGUGCUCGAGUACCUGCACAGCACCAAGAAGGACGGAAGCGCCAAGUUUGCGCACGCUGAGCUGGACCAGAUCAAGGCCCAGGUCGAGUUCGAGCGCAACACCCCGCGUGGCUACAUGCACAUCAUCCGCACUCCCUCCCACCGCAAGCGUGCUCUUUGCUCUAUCCUGCUGUGGGUUAUGGGCCAGGGAACCGGCAUCACCGCCAUUGCCAACCUCGUCCCAACCCUGAUGGGCGGUCUUGGAUUCGAUACGACAAUGCAGCUGGGACUUGGUGUCGUCUGGACCAUCUGUGCCAUUAUCGGCUGUGGAAUCAACGUUAUCCUGCUGGACCGCGUUGGACGUGUGAAGCUCCUUAUCGCCGGUGGAUUCGGCUCCGCUGCUAUUAUCGGCGUCAUGGGCGCACUGUCCAAGUACUAUCUCAACUCUACCUACACCCCUGGCAUCAACGCCGCAGUGGCCAUCUACUUCAUCUUCGGCGCCUUCUUCACCUCCACCAUCGAGUGCACGGCCUACGUGUACGGGGCUGAGAUCUGGCCCACGCACCUCCGCAGCGAGGGCUCCACGAUUGCCUUUGCCAGUUUCUUUGGCAACGCCGUCGCGUACACUGGCCCGGUCACCAUGGCCCUUGCGACCAUUGGGUGGAAGUACUACAUGGUGUUCGUUGCCGUCACUGUUGUGUCCACCGUCGGCAUCAUCUUCUACUUCCCCGAGACAAUGGGUCUCAGCUUGGAGGAAAUCAACGCCAAGUUCGGAGACACGGUUGAGCUCGACCUGCAGGACGCCCUGGCUGCGCAGGACAGCAACUCUGUCUCCAACUCCGAGUCCGCCAUCUCCAACAAGGUGUAA